GACAAACAUAUCUACGUAUCAAUUGACAAGGUUACUGUGCCAAAUUGAAAGAGAGAGCUUAUCUAAUUAGUUCAGUUUUAGCUGUCUUACAGAAAUGAAGAACAACGGUUUUCUAAUAUGCUUGGUUAUAGCUGUCGCAAUAGGUCAAGUAUAUUCACAAUGUCCAAGAGGAUGGACACAUCACUACAAUUCAUGCUACUUAUUGCAUUCUAAAGACAAAUUUGACUGGAUUGAAUCACAGAUGUUUUGUGCCGGAUAUAACGCUCAUUUGGCCUAUGUGGAUGACUAUACUGAAAACACAUUCAUUAAAGGGAUGAUUGUCCAAGAUAUACAUGAAAGCGGAGCCGGCGUUUGGAUAGGUGCCUCAGAUUACGAAGUUGAAGGUCAUUACGUAUGGUACGGUACUGGUAAACCUGUGACAUUCUCCGACUGGCAACCAGGGGAGCCAAAUAAUCAUCAAGAAGAUUGUCUCGUAUACUAUAGCAACUUUAACUGGAAAUGGGCGGAUGGAAAUUGUCAUGACCAGUAUUACUUUAUCUGCGAAAAACCAGUAGAGAAUGUUAUAGACGUUGGAUAAAUGAAAUGUGAACGUUAACAUUAAAGCUGUGUAAAACAUAA
Molecule: messenger RNA, 618 nt
Organism: Ruditapes philippinarum (Manila clam)
Lineage: Eukaryota; Metazoa; Mollusca; Bivalvia; Venerida; Veneridae
Product: perlucin-like protein
Exons: 5
Coding region: 95-577 (160 amino acids)
Source: RefSeq, a predicted model, not a curated record